Molecule: messenger RNA, 5294 nt
Organism: Passer montanus (Eurasian tree sparrow)
Lineage: Eukaryota; Metazoa; Chordata; Aves; Passeriformes; Passeridae
Gene: ABCC10
Product: ATP binding cassette subfamily C member 10
Exons: 21
Coding region: 388-4926 (1512 amino acids)
Biological process (GO): transmembrane transport
Cellular component (GO): membrane
Molecular function (GO): ATP binding; ABC-type transporter activity; ATP hydrolysis activity
Source: RefSeq, a predicted model, not a curated record
UUUAAGCAGCUCAAAAUAUUUUUCAUGCCAAUCCAUACUUCUUUAUACUACUUAUAGAGUAUAAACUUGCCACGGGAAAGAAAAAAAUCAACCUGGGAAUAAGAAAGCUUCAAACUCACAGGGCAAUGCAGUCCUGAGGUGACUUAAGGGAAUAAACAAGAUAAUUUAUUUUCAGCUGGAGCCUGAUAGUUUUAUGAAGUAGAUUAUAAGAUAGUGAGUGAACAAUAGCUGAGCUUGGACUAUGACCCAGGAACUUGCUUCUAGCUCUCUGUUAAUUACUCGUCACUCCAUCUUGGACUGGGGCUGUAGUUCUUACGUUUUUUACCUCAUGCUGCAUUUUCUUUACCCUAGGGCAUCCUGUCUCUCACACUGAACUACCAGCAGAGGAUGGAGAACAUCCUGGCUAGUUUGUGUGGGACCAGCCCAGAAGAUCCUCUCCCUGUGUGGGUUCGGGGCAGCGUUGGCCAUUGCUUUAACCAGCUGACACUAAGUGUGAUUCCUCAUGUGAUCCUUGCAGUGGUCAGUGCCUGCUUCCUUGGCACUCCGAGGUCUGGCUCUGGAGUGCCUUGCAGGCCAAGCUGGAGGUGGAGAAUCGCUGCCUCCUUUGUACUUGCUGGCUUGUUCCUUGCUGACACCAUCCCAGCCACCAUCUCCCAGCAGGAGCUGGGCCCUGUGUACCUGGAAGUGCUGGCCAAUGGCACCGCUGCCCUGACAUGGCUGGUGCAUGGCUUCGCUCUUCUCGUGCUCUGCAGGUCCGUUCACGGCUUUACCAGGGGCCCUGCAGCCCUGGCUCUCCUCACUCUCUUUCCCCUACCUUCCUUCAUCAUCACACUGGUGUGGUACUGCCAGAGUGGCACAGCUUGGACCCCUGCCCACCCCGGUGCCUCCUCCAGGUUCGCCAUUCUCUGUCUGCAGCUGGCCUCCCUGCUUGCCUAUGUGGGCAGCUACCUCUUCCCCGCUGCUGGCAGGCAAGAAUUCCUCUCCAUCAAUCACUCCUGGCAACAGGACCAGCCCAUCUCAGAGCCAGGGAUCCCAGUGCUUGACCAGCAGAGAGUGGCAGAAGAUGGUGAGAGCUGGCUCUCACGCUUCUUUUACACCUGGAUGAACCCCCUUAUGAGGCGUGGCUACCAGCAGAAGCUGAACCAGCCACAGGACGUCUACGUGCUUCCUCGCCAGCUCCGGGCUGCCAGGGUCUGUGACCGGUUCUACUCUUGCUGGCAGAAGAAGGCAGCUCUUCAGCAAGCAGAGGAGGAGACAGUGUCUCUUACCAGCCCAAUCAUUGCUGGAGGUGAUGGCAGUAGUGGUGCUCCAGGGAGCCCACACCACACCCAGGAAGCUGUGCGCCUCUUGUCCGUCCUUCAUGCGGCCUUUGGGCUUCGUUUCUACGCCCUUGGACUUCUCAAGCUGGCUGACAGUCUGCUGAAUUUUUCAGGUCCUCUGCUUCUGAACUUGCUGGUGAACUUCAUGGAGUCACGGCAGGAGCCCCUGAGCCAUGGGGUUCUGUAUGCCCUUGGGCUCUUUGCUGGCUCCUUCCUGGGCUCUGUCUUGCGGAGCCAGUCCAGGUACGAGAUGAACAAGGUGGCGCUGAUGGUGCGGGCCGCCGUCAUCUCCGCCAUCUACCGCAAGGCUCUGCGUGUCAGCAGCACCAGCCUUGCCCGCUUCACUCUGGGGGAAAUUGUCAACUUCAUGAGCACGGACACCAAUAGGUUGGUCAACUUCUGCUACACCUUCCAUGAGUUGUGGAGCCUGCCCGUCCAGCUUGGCAUUACCCUCUACCUCCUGUACCAGCAAGUGGGGAUAGCCUUUCUGGGAGGCGUGGCCCUGGCUCUGCUGCUGGUGCCCAUCAACAAGAUCAUAGCUAACCUCAUCAUGGAGAACAACAAGAAGAUGCUGAAACACAAGGACACACGAGUCAAGCUAAUGACAGAAUUCCUGUAUGGCAUUCGUGUGAUCAAGUUUUAUGCCUGGGAGAAGCACUUCAGCACCAAGAUAAAAUCCUGUCGGGCUAAAGAGCUGCAGAAGUUACGGACCAUCAGUUACCUGGAUGCUUUGUGCGUGUACAUGUGGGCAGCACUCCCUGUUGUUGUCUCCAUUGCCAUCUUUGUCACCUAUGUCCUGUUGGGUCACCAGCUCACUGCCACAAAGGUGUUCACAGCAUUGGCCCUUGUUGGGAUGCUUAUUCUACCCCUCAAUGCCUUCCCAUGGGUGUUGAAUGGGAUCUUGGAGGCCAAAGUUUCCCUGGAUCGAAUCCAGCAAUUCUUUGAACUCGUGGACCAGGACCUGGAAGCUUAUUAUGCCCUAGAUAGCCCUUCAGAUGCUGAUACUGCCAUGGAGAUGCAAUGUGCAGCCUUCUCAUGGGUGCCAGUUCAGGAGGAAAGCACCAGUCAGCCCUCAUCCACAGGCACUCUGCAACUGCACAUCGAGAACCUGUCAGUGAGGAAGGGAAUGCUCCUGGGCGUUGUUGGGAAGGUUGGCUCUGGCAAAAGCUCUCUGCUUGCAGCCAUCACUGGAGAGCUCAUUAAACAAGGUGGACGAGUGUACGUUUGUGACCUGGAGCAAGGAUUUGGUCUGGCCACACAGGAGCCUUGGAUACAGUUUACCACUGUCCGCAAAAACAUCCUUUUUGGGCGGGAAUAUGACGCCAGGCUGUUCAAGGAGGUGCUGGAGGCCUGUGCCCUCUCCGAGGACCUAAAUAUUUUACCAGCAGGUGACCAGACAGAGGUGGGUGAAAAUGGUGUGACACUCAGCGGGGGACAGAAGGCUCGAAUAGCCCUUGCCAGAGCUGUUUACCAGGAGAAAGAACUUUACCUCCUUGAUGAUCCCCUGGCUGCUGUUGAUGCAGAUGUAGCCAACCAUAUUAUGCGGAAAUGCAUUUUUGGAGUUCUCAAACAUAAGACCAGGGUCCUUUGCACCCACAGGACAGAGUUUCUGGAGAAGGCCGAUGCCUUGUUGCUGAUGGACAAUGGCAGGAUAGUUAAGACAGGCACACCAGCUGAUAUCCUGCCACUUGUUGAAGCCUUCCCCAAGUUCAAGGAUACAGACAAGGGGGAUAAGGAUAAAGCCCCUAAUGAACAGGGACGGGAAGAGGCCAUAAAGACAGAGGCAGAAGAACCAACCCAAAACAAUUAUCUCAUCCACAAGGAGGAAGAGAAGAAAGAAGGGGCAGUGGCUUUUCAGGUGUACAAGGCCUAUUGGAUGGCAAUGGGCAGCUGCUUAGCAAUAUCAAUCCUCUUCUCACUGUUCCUGAUGCAAGCAUCCAGAAAUAUCUCAGAUUGGUGGCUGUCAUACUGGAUCUCCAGCAUAUCCCAGACAGCAAAUACCUCUGUGAUGGCCUGCUCAGCUUCCCUGCCUUCCCCAGAGCUGCUUCUCUUCUCCACUGCUGGGCUUGUUUCCCCCAUUCAAGAUCUGGACAAGACCCCAGCCCCUCCCAACGGCUCAGUGGAUGUGAAUUUCUACCUGAUAGUUUAUGGGAGCAUUGCAGGGGCCAAUUCCCUCUUCACCAUUACUCGGGCAUUCCUCUUUGCUUGUGGUGCUCUCCGUGCUGCCACUGUCAUUCACAACCGACUGCUCCAAAGGGUUCUAAAGGCCACAGUCACCUUCUUUGACACCACACCAACAGGCCGGAUCCUGAACCGCUUCUCCUCCGACGUGUACUGCGUGGAUGACAGCCUGCCAUUUAUGCUCAACAUCUUCCUAGCCAACAUCUACGGGCUCUUGGGCAUGCUGGUGGUAAUGACCUAUGGCCUCCCUUGGAUUGGCCUGGUCCUGCUCCCUCUGGCUGUAGUCUACUUCUUCGUUCAGCGCUAUUACCGAUUCACGUCCCGGGAGCUCAAGCGCCUCCAGAGCAUCACCUUGUCUCCCAUUUACACCCACUUCUCAGAGACCCUCUCAGGACUGAGCACUAUCCGAGCCAUGCGGGCAGCAAAGAGGUUUGAGUUGGAGAAUCAGCUGCAUCUGGAGCAGAACCAGCGCUGUCUCUUUGCCAGCAAAACAGUGAUGGAGUGGCUGGACAUCCGCUUGCAGAUGAUUGGGGUUGCUGUGGUUACUGCUAUAGCAGGGAUUGCCAUCAUCCAGCACCAGAAGCAGCUGGGAAAUCCAGAGAUGAUGAUGGUGAGUGUGGAGCGGACAGAGGAGUACACCACAGACAUCCCCAUGGAGCCUCAGGAUAAAUUGGUCCAGGUUUCUGCUGACUGGCCAAGUGAAGGGCUUGUGGAGUUCCAGCAGGUGGUCCUGGCAUACAGACCAGGCUUGCCUAAUGCACUUGAUGGUGUGAGCUUCACUGUUUACCCUGGAGAGAAGCUGGGCAUUGUGGGUCGCACAGGAUCUGGGAAAUCCACCCUUUUCUUGGCCCUUUUCCGUAUGAUGGAGAUGAAAUCAGGCCAGAUUCUCCUCGAUGGUGUUGACAGCCAGCUGGUGGGCUUGGAGGAGCUGAGAUCUAGGCUGGCCAUCAUCCCGCAGGAUCCAUUUUUGUUCAGUGGCUCAAUCAGAGAAAACCUGGACCCCCAAGGAAAACAGACGGAUGCUGAGCUCCGCGAGGUGCUGGAGCAGUGCCACCUGUGGGAUGCUGUUACUCAGAUGGGUGGAUUGGACAGCGAGCUGGGAGAGAGGGGAAAGAGUCUGUCUGUGGGACAGAGGCAGCUGGUGUGUCUGGCCAGAGCCAUCCUGACGCAGGCCAAGGUGCUGUGCAUCGAUGAGGCCACAGCCAGUGUGGAUCAGAAGACAGACCAGCUGCUGCAGCAGACCAUCCGCCAGCGCUUCGCUGACAAAACUGUUUUGACAAUUGCUCACAGGCUGAACACCAUCCUGGACUCAGACCGCGUGCUGGUGAUGCAAGCUGGGAGAGUGGCAGAGCUGGAUUCACCCGCCCGCCUAAGCCAGAAAGAUGGAUCCUUGUUCCAGAACCUCCUGCACAGCAGGCAGCUAUGAUCUCCCUCCUGGGCUCAGCCCAGGCAGCCCUUCCAGCAGGGUGCCUGGCUUUCCUUGCACCUCAGACACCAGCCCUGUCCCUGCAGCGCCAGGAGCUGCUGAGGUGAGGGAGGAGCUUGUUCCUGCCUGCAGGCAGCAGCUGUGUGUCCUCAGGGACAGGAGUAUGGCACUGUGGCCUUUCCUUUAGUAGGGAAGAUGUGACCUGCUGUUUAGAAUUAUGCAAGCCUGGUUGGUGGAAUCCUGCUCCUCUCCAAGGCUUCCCUUUGAGAUUUCAGAGGGAUUUUCUACUCACUGAAGAAUCAGGAACUCUUAGUUUGAGACUUAGUCUGACAUAUACAAUGUAAAAUAAAGUGGAAAUAUGCUUGUGA